AUGAUGACUGAUCAAACAUCAUUAGCAAAAGCUCGAAAGGCUUGCUUCGAUGAUUUACCUAAUUUCUCAGGACAUCCUUCAGAGGAUGUCGAACGGUUUUUAAAAAGUAUAAAAAAUAUUGCAAAAGUCAAUGAAGAAUCAAAUAAUCACGAAGUUCUUGAAAUCGUUCGUGGUAAAUUAAUACAAGCAGCAGGAUUAUGGUUCGAUAAUCAUGAACAUAUUUUCAAGGAAUGGUCAGAUUUCGAAACUGCAUUUCGAAAUCGAUAUUUUUCAACCACAAUUAUUCACAAAAAAUUCGCUAAAUUAAAGCAACGAACACAUUUAUCAGACGAACCAGUUACAUCUUAUACUGAUGACAUAAUCAAUCUAUGUCGCGACAUUGAUCCAACGAUGUCAGACUCAAUCAUUAUCCAACACCUCAUGAGUGGAAUCAAUCCAGAAUUUAGAAAAGAACUUUCUCGACAUCAGUCAUGCAUGAAUUCAUUAGAUGAAUUUUUAAAAUAUACCAAAAUUGAACAAGAUCUAUAUGAUACAUUCGAGAAAACUCGCCAAUUAGCCAUUGAAUCGAAACAAUCUCAAUUUACAAAUUAUCAUUCUCAGAAUCCGUCAGUUGCAACUACAAUGAAACAACCUACAAAUAUAUCAAUCACGAAUAUCAACAAAUAA
Messenger RNA from Rotaria socialis, 666 nucleotides. The record is from the annotation of a GenBank genome assembly. Lineage: Eukaryota; Metazoa; Rotifera; Eurotatoria; Philodinida; Philodinidae.